Molecule: messenger RNA, 1554 nt
Organism: Coniosporium apollinis CBS 100218
Lineage: Eukaryota; Fungi; Ascomycota; Dothideomycetes
Product: 4-aminobutyrate aminotransferase
Exons: 3
Coding region: 1-1554 (517 amino acids)
Biological process (GO): GABA catabolic process
Cellular component (GO): mitochondrion
Molecular function (GO): pyridoxal phosphate binding
Source: RefSeq, a predicted model, not a curated record
AUGGCCUCCCUCCUCCGCACAACGGCCCGUAUGCGGCUAUUUUCUGCCCAUAGCAUCGUCCGACCGACCUCGAGGCUCCCAAUGCCAGCCUUCGCAGCAGCAUCCUCGAGGCACAUGGCGUCGGCUGCCGCUGCCGCUGCGGUCCCGGAUGCGGGCGAGCAGCCAUUCUUCGAUGAUGAGCCCAGAGGGCCAAUCAUCAAGACCGAGAUACCGGGCCCGAAGAGCCAGGAAGCCAUCAAGCGCCUGACGAAGGUGUUUGAUACGAGGAGCUUGAACAUGAUGGCGGACUACACGAGUAGCUUUGGCAAUUACCUCGCGGAUCUAGACGGCAACCUCUUGCUCGAUGUCUACGCCCAGAUCGCCUCGAUUCCCGUGGGCUACAACAAUCCGUCCCUCCUCCUCGCCGCUUCCUCCCCCCAGAUGGCCUCCUCGAUCAUCAACCGGCCCGCGCUGGGCAACUUCCCCUCGCACGACUGGGCCGACAUCCUGGAGACCGGAAUCCUGAGCGUCGCGCCCCGCGGCCUAAACCAAGUCUUCACCGGGCAGUCCGGCUCCGACGCGAACGAACUCGCCUACAAAGCGGCCUUCAUGUGGAAGCGGCGUCAAGAGCGCGGGGGCGCCGACGUCGACUUCACCCCGGAGGAGAUGAGCUCUGCGAUGAACAACCAAGCGCCCGGCGCGCCAUCUCUAUCCAUCCUCUCCUUCAAGUCCGCCUUCCACGGCCGCCUCUUCGGCUCCCUGAGCACGACCCGCAGCAAGCCGAUCCACAAACUCGACAUCCCCGCCUUCGACUGGCCGCAAGCGCCCUUCCCGGCGUUGAAAUACCCCCUCGAAGCCCACGCCGAAGAGAACGCCAAGGAGGAACAACGCUGCCUCGACGAGACCGAGCGCCUCAUCACAACCUUCCACCAUCCCCCGGCGGCCGUCGUGAUCGAGCCCAUCCAGUCCGAAGGCGGCGACAACCACGCGACCCCGGCCUUCUUCCGGGGCCUGCGGGCCCUGACGCGCAAGCACGGCAUCCUACUCAUCGUCGACGAGGUCCAGACGGGCGUCGGCGCGACCGGCCGCUUCUGGGCGCACGAGCACUGGGGCCUCGACGACGCGCCGGACAUGGUGACGUUCAGCAAGAAGGCGCAGACGGCGGGGUACUAUUUCGGGAACCCGGAGCUCAGGCCCAACAAGCCGUACCGCCAGUUCAACACGUGGAUGGGGGACCCGGCGCGCGCGAUUCUCUUCAGGGCGAUCAUCAAGGAGGUCGAGAGGCUGGAUCUGGUAAGGAACACUGCCAACACGGGCGAGUAUCUGUAUGCCGAGCUGGAGAGACUGGCGCAGCAGUAUCCGGCCGAGGUGAAGAACUUGAGGGGCAAGGGCCAGGGCACGUUUAUCGCGUGGGAUAGUCCGAGACGCGAUGAGGUGCUGAAGAAGGCGAAGAGCGUGGGGAUUAAUAUCGGGGGCAGUGGUGAGAGGGCGGUUAGGUUGAGGCCGAUGUUGGUGUUCCAGAGGCAUCAUGCGGAUAUUUUGCUCGACGGGCUGGAGAAGGUAUUUAAAUCAUGA